CAUGCCUGGGGAAUGACAGGCUUCUCCACAGGCAGGCUGCAUCCACCUUGGCCAGGGUGUCGUCAUUGGCUGCCUAUUAGAAAAACUGCAGGACAAUGCAUACCACCGACGGCCGACUGUAAACAUAGGGGAUAUGUGUUCACUUAGCAUGGACUUCUGGGAGGGGCUAAGGAAGGGCGGUCUGCUGUUUUAUUGAAUAGAGCAGUGUGCAUUAGGCUGCCUGCCCGCCUGCUCUCUUGCUGUGCUCCUGCUGAAAGAAAUCAGCCCUUCCUUUACGACUUAGUUCUCGGCAAGAAAUUUCAGCCUACGAGGUAUCGCUAAAACAUUUCAGGAUCAUCAUAUCAAAUUCCACAAGGCUUGGUGAUCAAUCAGAAAGCUCAGAAGUGGACAUCUGAUUGCUUUACCUAUCCAGACAUUAUCUGGUCUCCCCAAACCUGAAACCACACCAUGGAUGAUUUUGAACGUCGCAGAGAACUCAGGAGGCAAAAGCGGGAAGAGAUGCGUCUCGAAGCAGAAAGAAUCGCCUACCAGAGGAACGAUGACGAUGAGGAAGAGGCGGCCCGGGAACGGCGUCGCCGCGCCCGGCAGGAAAGGCUGCGGCAGAAGCAGGAGGAGGAAUCCAUGGGGCAGGUGACCGACCAGGUGGAGGUUAAUGCCCAGAACAGUGUGCCUGAAGAAGAGACCAAGGCAACCACCACAAACACUCAGGUGGAGGGCGACGAUGAGGCUGCACUCCUGGAGCGCCUGGCUCGGCGGGAGGAAAGACGCCAAAAACGUCUUCAGGAAGCUCUGGAGAGGCAGAAGGAGUUUGACCCAACAAUAACAGAUGCAAGUUUGUCACUACCAGGCAGAGGAAUGCAAAACAACACAGCUGAAAAUGAGACUGCAGAGAAAGAAGAAAAAAGUGAAAGUCGCCAAGAAAGAUAUGAGAUAGAGGAAACCGAAAUAGUCACACGGUCCUACCAGAAGAACGACUGGAGGGAUGCUGAAGAAAAGAAGAAAGAAGAAAAAGAAAAGGAGGAAGAGGAAGAAGAGAAGCCAAAGCAAAGAAGCAUUGAAGAAAAUCAGGUAGAGGUGAUGGUAAAAGAGGAAACAACAGAAACCCAAGAGGAAACAGUGGCAAUGCCAUUGAAAAAUGGGCAAAUCAGUGCAGAAGAGCCUAAAGUAGAGGAGGAAAGGAAGCAAGAUUCAGAUGAGGGUGCCCUUAAUGAAAAGGUGGAAGAGAAAGCCAGGGAAAGGGCUGAGGCAGAGAGGAUGAGGUUGGAAGCAGAAGAAAGAGAAAGAAUUAAAGCUGAGCAAGACAAAAAGAUAGCAGAAGAGAAAGCAAGAAUUGAAGCAGAAGAAAAAACAGCUGCACAAGAAAGAGAAAGAAGGGAGGCAGAGGAGAGGGAAAGGAUUAAGAAGGAAGAGAAGAGAGCAGCUGAGGAGAGGCAAAGGAUAAAGGCAGAGGAGGAAGAGAAGGCUAAGAUAGAAGAGCAAAAACUUAAAAAGCAGCUAGAAGAAAAAAGAAAUAAAAUGCAAGAGAAAAAGAUAAAAGGGGAAAAGGUAGAAGAGAAAAUAGAAAGAAAAGGGGUAAAUGAAAAGAAAGUGCAAGAAGAUAAACUUCAGGCAGCUGCCCUAAAGAAACAGGGAGAAGAAAAAGGGGUUAAAGUGCAAGUUAAAAAAGAAAAGCCCCAAGAAGACAAGACUACCUUCAAAAAAGAAGAGAUCAAAGAUGAGAAGAUUAAAAAGGACAAAGAGCCCAAAGAAGAAUUUAAGAGCUUCAUGGAUCGAAAGAAGGGAUUUACAGAAGUCAAGUCACAGAAUGGAGAAUUCAUGACCCACAAACUUAAACACACCGAGAAUAUUUUCAGCCGCGGCGGAGGGAAGGCGAGCGCCGAGACCAAGGAGGCGGAAGCCACUUCCCAGGUGGAGGCCGGCAAGCGACUGGAGGAGCUCCGCCGCCGCCGCGGGGAAACGGAGAGCGAAGAGUUUGAAAAGCUCAAGCAGAAGCAGCAGGAGGCUGCCGUAGAGCUGGAGGAGCUGAAGAAAAAGAGGGAGGAGCGAAGGAAGGUCCUGGAGGAGGAGGAGCAGAAGAAGAAGCAGGAGGAGGCAGAGCGAAAAGUCAGAGAGGAGGAAGAGAAGAGGAGGCUAAAAGAAGAGAUUGAAAAGCGAAGAGCAGAAGCUGCUGAGAAACGUCAGAAGAUGCCAGAAGAUGGCUUAUCAGAUGAGAAGAAGCCAUUUAAGUGUUUCACUCCUAAAGGCUCAUCUCUCAAGAUAGAAGAGCGAGCAGAAUUUUUGAAUAAGUCUGUACAGAAAAGUGGUGCCAAAUCAGCUCAUCAAGCAGCAGUGGUCUCCAAGAUUGACAGCAGACUGGAGCAAUAUACCAGUGCAAUUGAAGGAACAAAAACUGCAAAAACAAUGAAGCCACCGGCUUCAGAUCUCCCUGUUCCUGCUGAAGGUGUACGCAAUAUCAAGAGCAUGUGGGAGAAAGGGAAUGUGUUUUCAGCCCCCACUGCUUCAGGCACACCAAAUAAGGAAACUGCUGGCUUGAAAGUGGGGGUUUCCAGCCGCAUCAAUGAAUGGCUAACUAAAACCCCAGAUGGGAACAAGUCGCCUGCUCCCAAACCUUCUGACUUGAGGCCAGGAGAUGUAUCCAGCAAGCGGAACCUCUGGGAAAAGCAAUCUGUGGAUAAGGUCACUUCUCCCACUAAGCAGGUUUGAGACACUUCAAGAAAGAACCCAAGGUAGCCGCUCAAGACGCUGGACCAGCUCAGUUGAAGAGAGCUAAUUUGCUCUGUUUUAUAUUUAUGUUGAUUUACUAAAUUGGGUUCAUUCUCUUUUGUUUUAUUUUUCAUUAUACCAGUAAACUUAUGUAUAUUAUCACUGUAUUUAAUAAUCACAGUCUAGAGAUGUUCAUGGUAAAAGUACUGCCUUUGCACAGGAGCCUAUUUCUAAAGAAACCCAUGCUGUGAAAUAGAGACUUUUCUACUGAUCAUCAUAACUCUGUGUCUGACAGUGAUACCCACCACAUUGGAAGUCAACAAAAGGAGGUUCACGUUGAAAAUUGCCUGAGGAAUGUGUGCAGUAUCUAUAGGAAAAUGAACCAUCAUUUUUUUGUUGUUGUUUUGUUUUUUAACUACAGAAGUCAUGUUGUUUCUGCACUUUAGAAUAAAGCAUGGAAGAAAUUAUCUUAGUAGGUAAUUGUAACACUUUCUGAAAGUAACCCAUUGAGAUACUGCAAUAAUGAUUGUCUUUAAAAAUAUAUAUACUGUUAAGGUAUUACUUUUUUCAUGCUGAUUAAUAUCUAAAUUGGAUUAUUAUGUUAGCUUACAGUGGUACUGAUUUCUUUAGGUUGGUUGCUUUGUGGAUUUCUUUGGUAAUGAUAGUAACCUGGACCACAUUUUAGAUUACCUGAUUAUGUAUGUAUGUGCAUACACAUAUACAAACACACUAAUGGUAGAAUGCUUCUGUAUGUGCUAGAUAUUGUAUUUAGUAGUAUGUGCUUGUAACUAGCCAAUAUCACAGCUUUUUAAAAAAUAAAAAUCACAAUAUUUUAUUAAUAUUUCAUACUUGCCAACAGAUACAUGGCAGAAUAGGUAUUGGUGUGUUUUCAAUGCCCAAUGACCUGUAAGAAGAAAGUAUUGGAAAAAAGAGUGAUUAGAUGUGUCAAAAUGAGUUGAUAUUCACUAUAAAAAAAAGUAUUUACUUUAUAAUUCAAGGCAAUCUUGACGUCCAGGGUGAAUUUUACUAAAUCCACCAUCUGGAUCAAACUCAGUGUCUGCUUAUUCUUAACAAUAGAGUUCACAAUAGGUUGGCCUAGAUGAUAUCUAAGGUCUCUUCCUUCUCUAAAAUUUAAAGACAAGAAUUUUAGUGACAGGAUUUUACAGAUUGGAAUUCUAUGUAUGGGUGUGAAUAAAGACCAACUUUGGCUAAUGACUGGAAACAGAGAGGAAAAGUGAGCAAAAUUCAGUAUUUGAGAGUCAUGACAGCAUUUCCAUCUUCAGUGCACUCUGAAACAUUUUUUAAAUUAAACUUUUAUCCCCUUAUUCUUCAUUGAUACUUAUCAUAAGGGGAUAAUGUAUUGAAAUUUCAAAAAUAUAUGUAACUUUUACAAGUUUUGCUUUUUUCCCCAGCAGUUUUUAUUGACUAUUUUUGCACACACAAUCCCAAAUCAGCUUUUAUUUUAGUCUCUAAGUGUUUUUCUUCACAAUAGGUGAUAAGAGUACUCCAGUGUCUUGAUAAAAUAUUCUAGUAUAGAUAUAGACAUAUAAUGUCAUUACAUAAACUCAUACCUCAGUUGACUUAACCAAAACUGCCUUCGUGUCAAUUCCUACCACACUGAAGGAGCCUCCCAAAUAAUUAUGUUCUAAUCUACCAUAUUCCCUGGAGGAGCUAUCCAGGGCAGGGCUGGCAUAAGGAGUGAUCACUGCCUACCAAAGUCUAUUUUCCUCAUAAAUCAGUAAAGAGUAGUUGAAUCCUCCAGCUUUUAGCACGGUCUGGGUCAAAGGAAGGAAAGCCACCAAGAUUUCACAAGUCAUGCCUCUCUGACAGAGUAGACACGAGUCUAUGAUAAGAUUAACUAGAAUUCACAUGCAGUUUCUGAUUUAGCAUUGAUUCCCAUCACUAGAGUGAAGUGACUCAGAAUCUGAAUUGAGGCCUAUGGUGAAAUAAGAUUGCUUUGCUGUACUUGUGAACAAGAGCUCAUCCUGAUCACUACUAUAUAUUUUUCUAGAAAACCUAAAGUUGAGAAGAGAAUGUAUUAAUCUCGGCUUUUAUUUUAUGGAUGGAAUAAGUUUUAGGGUAGAAUAUUUGUUCUUUGGAUUUAAUCUUUUGAAAAAUAAAUUCCUUGUUUACUUGUCUGAUUAUGAUUCUUUGUUAUUUUUAAGAGGUAAAACUGCAAGUUGACUAGCAUGUUCUGUGAAUCUGCCAUUCCUAAAUAUAAACACUUAAUAUUUUCACUGAUAACUGAUCGCUGCAAUACAAAUAUAUUGUGAAAACGCAUCCACAAUAAAUGGAAUUCCUCCAAA
Choloepus didactylus (southern two-toed sloth) is the source of this 5009-nucleotide messenger RNA. It is a transcript of the gene CALD1, whose product is annotated as caldesmon 1. Lineage: Eukaryota; Metazoa; Chordata; Mammalia; Pilosa; Megalonychidae. Gene Ontology annotation, biological process: actin filament bundle assembly; angiogenesis; muscle contraction. Gene Ontology annotation, molecular function: actin binding; calmodulin binding; myosin binding. Gene Ontology annotation, cellular component: actin cytoskeleton. Bases 448 to 2703 code for a protein of 751 amino acids. The record is from RefSeq and is a predicted model, not a curated record. The transcript is spliced from 15 exons.